This is a messenger RNA of Tinamus guttatus (white-throated tinamou), 445 nucleotides long. NCBI's taxonomy places the organism in Eukaryota, Metazoa, Chordata, Aves, Tinamiformes, Tinamidae. The record is from RefSeq and is a predicted model, not a curated record.
CAAGCAUGUUUGCAGAUUCCUCAGAAAAUUUCUGAAGAAUGAAGAUUUUGAUAUUGGUUGAUUUUAUCCUUGCAGCUAGCUUGGUGGACGGCACUGACAGCUCUGAUCUACAGAACUGUUUUCAAGAACAGUUGCGACUUCAGGCCCAGGUGAGACUUCUGGAACAUCGUGCGAAACAGCAGCAGUUGAAAAUUAUACAGCUUCUAGAGAAGAAAGAGAUUCAGUACAAUGAUGGAGGAGAUGAAAACAAAGUCAUUGACUUGGGAGGAAAAAGACAGUAUUCAGAUUGUGCAGAAAUCUACAAUGAUGGACACAAGCAAAGUGGAUUUUAUAAGAUGAAACCUGUCCAGAGUCCUAAUGAAUUCCUUGCCUUCUGUGAUAUGUCUGAAGGGGGUGGCUGGACUGUUUUUCAGAGACGUUCGGAUGGCAGCCAGAAUUUCAAUAG